Molecule: messenger RNA, 685 nt
Organism: Tripterygium wilfordii
Lineage: Eukaryota; Viridiplantae; Streptophyta; Magnoliopsida; Celastrales; Celastraceae
Exons: 2
Coding region: 74-475 (133 amino acids)
Biological process (GO): regulation of DNA-templated transcription
Molecular function (GO): DNA-binding transcription factor activity
Source: RefSeq, a predicted model, not a curated record
CUGGAGAACAUCCCCUCCCCAGCUAGGCUAAUUGUUGGAGAGUUGUGCUUGAAAUUUGCUUGUAGAUUGAUCAAUGGAUCCACUUGACAUGGCAGAUCUUAGCAAAGCAGUUGAGGGAGUGAAUUUAUCAAAUCCCCUGGAAGAUAACAACACAGCUGGUAAGCAAAAAUUAGUGGCAGGGAGAACAGCUCUGGGGAUUGCACAAGGCAGGAUUGAAAGGAAAAGAUUGAGCGAUAAGGCUUAUCGUGACCGACGUAAGGAAGAGAGAAAUAAAAUGCAGGAUGAGUUACAUAAGCUUACAGUAGAAAACAAGCAUUUGAAGCUCGCAAUUCAAUCGUUAAAGGCUGAAAGACAUUCUAUGAAUCUGAAAUUGCAAUCUGCAACGACGGCGACAAAACAACUCCAAAAUGCAGUUAACAAAAGGAGGCGUCAAAAUGUUGAUGCAGGAAAGCAUUUGACCAAACCCAAAAUUUAAGGAAACUUGCUUUACACUCCACCAGUCACGGCAAUCAAGAUCAAGAAGAACCAAUUCAGCUCCACAAUUCAGGAAAGAUUUGUUAGACAUGAUGAUAAUUUCCUUGAUUUUAUCUUUGUUACGUUUGUUUGCAUUGAAAUCCUUUAAUUUCCUAGUAUUAAGGCUGAUUUUGAGGAUAAGAAUUAGCUUGUAAUUUGCCUUUAUUAUAAA